CUAAAAUUAAAACCACGCCUUUUUAAAAUGGCGUCCAGCUCUAUGGUCUCAAAAAUACAACAACUUGGAAAGAUGCUCUCAGAAACUAAAAGCUUUGACAGAGUAUUGUCGAAAGUUAGAAUCGUGUCAGCAGCUAAAGGAAAGCUAAGUUGUGAGUUGACAGUUGGAGAGGAACAUACUAAUCUUGGUGGCACUCUGCAUGGUGGAUUGACUGCUACAAUCAUUGACAGUGUGUCAACCUGGGCAAUAGUUAGUGCUGAGCAUCCACCUGGAGUCAGCACUGAUCUUAAUAUUAGUUAUAUGAGACCUGCUAAAAUUGGAGAGACAGUAAUAAUUGACGCAGAAUGUCUUAAAGUUGGAAAGACUCUUGCAUUUGCCAGUGUUAGCUUGUUGAACAAGGACACUGGGAAACUGAUAGCUCAGGGAAGACACACUAAGUACAUUGCUUGACUCAGUUUGGAUUCAGUUGUUAUUAUCAUUCGCAUACCCAAGUCACAUGUAUAAUCAUCACCUUUAAAUUUGUAACUUCAUUUAUUAAAUUAAUUUAUGCAAGUUCAUAUUGUCAAAAAGUAUUUUAUUAGUUAGAGAUAAACUUUAGAUAGGGUUAUUAUUAUUAGUAUCUUAUCUCUCAAAAGCAGACAAAAGUUAGUUUAUUAUAUAUUAUUGUUAUUGUUGUUAUUAUUAUUAUUAUUACUAUUAUUAUUAUUGUUAUUGUUGUCAUUAUAGUACUAUUAUUUUCAGUCACUGCAACCACCCAUGGUGUGCAUGCAACCAAGCCCGACAUUUUGCGA
Amphimedon queenslandica is the source of this 791-nucleotide messenger RNA. Its product is annotated as acyl-coenzyme A thioesterase 13-like. Lineage: Eukaryota; Metazoa; Porifera; Demospongiae; Haplosclerida; Niphatidae. The transcript is spliced from 3 exons. Bases 28 to 450 code for a protein of 140 amino acids. Gene Ontology annotation, molecular function: fatty acyl-CoA hydrolase activity. The record is from RefSeq and is a predicted model, not a curated record.